Asparagus officinalis (garden asparagus) is the source of this 529-nucleotide messenger RNA. Its product is annotated as hydrophobic protein RCI2A-like. Lineage: Eukaryota; Viridiplantae; Streptophyta; Magnoliopsida; Asparagales; Asparagaceae. Gene Ontology annotation, cellular component: membrane. The transcript is spliced from 3 exons. The record is from RefSeq and is a predicted model, not a curated record. The coding region runs from base 106 to 279 and encodes 57 amino acids.
UCAUCUGCCCACCCACACUCUUCAAGUAAAUCUGUAGUAGUUUUCUUGAGUUUCCAUCUUCUCACUUGAGUUCUUAGUUCUCUCUAGAACCUCUGGUCCUCUGCCAUGGCUGACGAAGGAACUGCCACCUGCGUCGACAUCCUCUUGGCCAUCAUCCUCCCUCCUUUGGGAGUGUUUCUCAAGUUUGGAUGCGGGGUUGAAUUUUGGAUUUGCUUGGUACUGACUAUCCUCGGGUACUUGCCUGGAAUUAUCUACGCCAUUUAUGCUAUCACCAAAUAGAAGAAUUCCAUUAAAUUCUCAUUCAGGGAAAAGGAGUGGAAUCUAAUUGCUCUGCCUUUGUCGGUGUGCUGAUGGAUUGAUCCGUUUUUUUUUUUUUUCCUGUAUAUGGUCUUUUGAUACCUCUUAUCUAUUUCAGUUUUUUUUUUUCAGUUUUUAGUUUCAGUUCAUGAGUUGAGAUGUUAAUUGUAUUAUUACUUUGUUAUUCGUUAUAAUUUAAGUUAAUGUAACUUUUGUGUUUGUUGUUCGUGCA